Molecule: messenger RNA, 618 nt
Organism: Rotaria sp. Silwood1
Lineage: Eukaryota; Metazoa; Rotifera; Eurotatoria; Philodinida; Philodinidae
Source: the annotation of a GenBank genome assembly
AUGGGAACGGCUUUGCGCGAACUGAAUGUUCCAUAUGGAAUGUAUGUUGAACCAACCACUUCAAUUAUUUACGUUGCUGAUUCUGGAAAUAAUAGAAUCCUGAAAUAUUUUCCAGGAUCAAUGACGGGUACUGCAGUAGCUGGCAACAGUAGCGGAUGGUAUGGCGUAACGGCAGACACAUUAAGUUUCCCAUGGAGUGUGGUUGUCGACUCAUCAGGCACAAUAUACGUCUCCGACACUCAUAAUCAUCGUGUUCAAAAAUAUCUCGCUGGCUCACUGGUUGGCACUACAGUAGCUGGGCAAUCAUCAGGUGUUAGUGGAUCAUCUAACAUUCAUUUAAAUUUUCCGAAAACUGUAACGCUUGAUGCUGAAGGCAACUUAUACGUCCUCGAUUAUGGUAAUCAACGAAUACAACGCUUUGCUCGAAAUAAUCUAAUUGGUACGACAGUCUUUUCCUGGUGUUCUGGCCGUGCUUCAGAUCAAAUUCAUACUCCUAGCCACAUGACACUCGAUACGUUCGGUAAUUUAAUCAUAACGGAUUCGUACAAUUAUAGAGUUCAAAAGUAUCUUUUGACUUGUGGUAUGUAUAAAAAUAAAUCUCAAUUAGAUGACGAAUAA